This is a messenger RNA of Drosophila persimilis, 2378 nucleotides long. RefSeq lists its product as uncharacterized. Bases 345 to 2039 code for a protein of 564 amino acids. NCBI's taxonomy places the organism in Eukaryota, Metazoa, Arthropoda, Insecta, Diptera, Drosophilidae. The transcript is spliced from 5 exons. The record is from RefSeq and is a predicted model, not a curated record.
GCAAGUUCAAGUGCACCCAGCAGCGUAUCAGUUUUCGGCCCCCAGUCGUGUCGUUGUCGAGGGUGGCGCAGAGAGCCUGGCUCAGAUUCAAAAAGUGCGCGCGAGUGAACGAACCACACCCCCAGUCCACUAAAAUAGCCAGUGAAUACUCGUGAAUGUUUUUCCAGUAGCUAUUAUGCAACUAAACCCCCAGUGAUUAAAUCGCAACUGUGUUUCUGUGGCCCCGAGUGAAAUCCAAUACUAGAGCCCAAACCAAACGACGAUCAACGGCACUUUAAAGCCGUUUUUAUACGAAACCUAACCGUAAUAGCCGCGUCCCAUCCCACACUAUCGCUGCGAAAAACAUGGCGUCUGCUGCUGCUGCGUCGUCCGUCUGCGCCAGCUGUGGCGCCGGCGCAGGCAGCCAUCGGAUUCUGCACAUUUACAGCGCGUGGGCGUUGAUCACGCUGCUGGCCGCCAGCGCUGCCAUCGUCCAGAGCGCCGCGGUCUCCUUUGGGGAUCUGCUAUCGCAUCCGACAUUCAAGCCGCUGUGCAGCGCCCAGCAGGAGCACUUCAUCGAGAGCGAUGGCAAGGAGUCCAGCCUCAUCAUCGAACUGAAGCCGGGCUCCUAUGGCGCCGAGCACCCCUCCUGCUCCCGCAUACUGAGUGCCCCGCCCAACUACGGCUUCAUAGUACGCCUCAUUCUGCCCAAGCUGCGGCACACUCAGCCGGACGGCGCCGCUCCAUCGUCGAGCAUCAUGCCCGCGGCCAGCAGCACAGCCAAGCCACGGCGGACCCCCAAGACAGGUGGCCUGACGGAAAUGUCCGCGUCCACGCUGACGGACCGCCUCAACACAACGAAGGCCAUGACGACACCCCGGGUGGGACGUACCUGUCCCCUGAACAUCUUCAGCUCGCUGGAUCCCCACACGGCCCAGUGGCGCGUCGACCCCUGCCAGCUGGAGGACACCGCCUCGGAGAUGGAGGAUCCCGUGCGCCUCUUUCACGGCCGGGUGAGGAUCGUGUGGGAGCACGGCCUGCACGCGCUGCGGUCGAAGCUGAUGGUCACAGUGCUGGGCAAGGGAGAGCAGUGCAAGGAUGCCAGCAAGCAUCAGUGCCUGAGGAUCGGGGACGAGCCCAUCCUGUGCAUCUCCAAGGAGCUGGCCUGUGACGGCAUCCGCCACUGUCCCUACAGCAACGAGUACGACAGCGAUGAGGACUACGAGAUGUGCCUCAAGCAGCGCCGACCUGGUGCCGGCAAUCUGCCCGCGGGCCUGGAGUCGGACCUUUUCGAGCAGUUCGCCCUGGAAGUGUUCCGCAAUCUGUUCGCCUACGACGCCCCAAUGGCGCCCGAGGAUCUGCCCCUCAACGGCUCUGUAGGCCUGGACAACUCAACGGCAACCACAUCCACGACAACGCUGAGAAAAGUCCACACCAAAGAUAUGAAGAAGCCGGGAGGCGAUGGUUCCCCCAACUCCAUAGGCCCCAACGUUGUGGAGGGGCAGGGAAAGUCGGAAAACGAUACAACGGGGUUGGGCGCGGGUGCGGGUGCGGGAACAGGAGCCGGCAGUGGCUUCACCCGCCGCAACUCGACUCGAACGGGCCUCCACUCGGACCUCUCCAAAUACGGGCCCUGGGGAUACCUGAUGCUCGGCAUGCUCCUCUGCGGCGGUGCCCUGCUCAUCUGCGGCCUCUGGGCCUCCGCAUCACAGCACGCGGUAAACAAUGAGAGGGAGGCUGCGCUGGCCGCUGCCAACGGCGGAGGUGGAGGCGGUGGCCUCGAUCAGCUGAACGCCGCUUCGCCACCCAACUACGAGGAGCUUGACCCGCCGCCGGCCUACUCGGUGCUCUUUCCCAACCAGAAGGCUGCCAGCAGCACUACGCUAGACCUGGAUGCGGGAGCGGCUAGCACCAGCCACACAACAACAACAACCACAACAACAGCAGCAGCAGCAGUGGCAUCGGCGCCGACUGCUCUAACUGGUGCAUCACCAGGCGAUCCCCAGCAGCAGCAGCAGCAGCAACAGCAGCAACAGCAGGAGGAACAGCCAACGAACUAGAUCGUAAGCCUGACAAGAAGGUGUAGCACCUGGAAUAACCAUAGAUUAGGUACCCAACAUCUCUCUGACUGACUCUGAUGCAAUUAGCUUAAAACCAAUUUAGUGAUAGAUCUAAGUGUAACCUCGAUGUUGAAUGUUUGACUAUGCUAACCACUCCAACCGUCCUGCAUCCGAACCGCGUCUGUCCCAGGCCCCAAAGGCAGUUGACAGACCCAUUAGAAUCCAAUAAUCGAAGACAUAUGUAUGUAAUUGUAAAGCUGCCGCAGCAGCAGCCACUGACGAAUCGCUUGACUUUUGUAUUUCUGUUAAUUUAAAAUUUAAUGUGAUAUAAAUUUAAAA